AUGACCAGUCGCCGACCGGUGGUGGUGGAGGUCGACGCGGAGCAAGGCGGAUGGGUAGGGCUUGUGCGGGUGGGCGAGGCUGUGCAUAGGCUUGCGGUGUGGCUUCCUGAUGGUCGACCGGAGGCGAGGGCAGUGGCUGUGGACCCACAGCUGGCGGCGUGCCUGGCCGGUGCGAGGGGGGCGGUAGCUGCCCGGCUGGCGGCAGCGGCAGACGCACAGACGUUUGUGGAAGAAGUGGAGCACUUGGCAUGCAGAGCGGCACGCGCGGCGGUCGAGGCCGAGGGCAAGCCGCGGAUUGCGUCGCUCGCCGAGUCGCGGGUCUAUGCCGCUCUUGUGGCCGAGCUGGACAAGGUUGGAUGGGGCGUGCUCAAGAGCCUCGACGCAGAGGCCGGGCGCAUUGUGCUGGUGGCUGGCGACGACGAUGGACGCGAGCACGAGCUCGAACUUGUAGUCCGGCCCGAGGGCGCGUCCGGAUGGGCGGUGGCCGCUGCCGCAGCUAUCCCAUUUGAGCCUCGGCUCGAGCCAGGCGUCCUCGACCUGGCCGCCAUCUUGGCCGCCUUCCGCGAGACACUGGCCCAGUAUGUGCCGUUCUGGCGAGUGAUGGACGCUCUUGAUGGAUGUUGCCACGUUCUCGAACCUACCACACCACAUCGCGGCUCAUUUGCGCGGCGGUUAGCGCUCGGCAACCACAUGUCGAUGCACAUCCAGCUCGAUCCGCUCAACCCACAUGCGCUGCCGCGGAUCAAGUUCAUGGGUGCAAACGCGCGGAUCGAGCCGCUACGCAAGGCACUAGCCCGCAACGCGGCGUCCUGGCCGGCGUCGCCUAACCUACCACUCAAGGACAAGCUCGAAGCGGCUCUGGAGACAUGUCUGCCAGCACGACCUGCGGCUGGGAUUGCCGGCGACGGGAUCUCGGAGCUCGAGUGCGGGAUCUGCUACUCGUACAGCGUGGGCGGCGAGAGCAACGAGAGCAGCACCGAGGGCGGUGAGAAUGGGCCAGAUGUGCCAUGUCAAAAUCCGCAGUGUGGGCGGCCGUUCCAUCUCGGAUGCCUCGUCGAUUGGAUGCGAUCGCUGCCGUCGGUCCGACAGGCCUUUCACACUCUCUUUGGCCGGUGCCCGUACUGUUCAGCACCGCUCUCUGUGGACGCGAGUCGGGCGAUGGGAGGGUGAUAUGUGCGGGAGUGUUUAUCGAAGGGUUACGGAUUGCCUGCGGCAGUGGCCUGCUCAAAGGCCUGAACCUUUGCUGUGUACUCGGCGAGCUCGGCCUGGUACACCUCGAGCUUUUCGAUGUUCUUGGCGUUUUCUCGCGCCAGCGCUCCAGAGCCGUGAGCUUGUUCUCAAAGUCGCGGGCACAGGCCUCGACCCGCAUCUGAAGCUUUGUGACAAGCCGGACAAAGCCAUCGGCGCCGAGAAUGGUCAACUGGGCGGUGGCCGGGACGUAGAUGACCUUGGCCACUGGAGCCUCGGUCUCGAUCAUGGCAAACGGAAGCGAGUGCGAGGCGUCAGUGAUCAGAACCUUGCUCCCGUCGCUGUACACCAGCGUCGAGCCCUUGACAAACUGGGGCGCAGUCGCGGGUAGGUUGGCCAGCUCAAACGAGGC
Molecule: messenger RNA, 1600 nt
Organism: Thecamonas trahens ATCC 50062
Lineage: Eukaryota; Apusomonadida; Apusomonadidae
Exons: 1
Coding region: 1-1170 (389 amino acids)
Biological process (GO): protein monoubiquitination; interstrand cross-link repair
Cellular component (GO): Fanconi anaemia nuclear complex; nucleus
Molecular function (GO): ubiquitin protein ligase activity
Source: RefSeq, a predicted model, not a curated record